This is a messenger RNA of Vairimorpha ceranae, 363 nucleotides long. RefSeq lists its product as hypothetical. Gene Ontology annotation, cellular component: ribonuclease P complex. Lineage: Eukaryota; Fungi; Microsporidia; Nosematidae. Gene Ontology annotation, biological process: tRNA 5'-leader removal. The transcript has a single exon. Bases 1 to 363 code for a protein of 120 amino acids. Gene Ontology annotation, molecular function: ribonuclease P RNA binding. The record is from RefSeq and is a predicted model, not a curated record.
AUGACGGUUAGAAAAUACAGAUACAUUUCGUUUUCAUAUUCUUUACUCGAAGGAAAAAAUGUUAGCUUAGAAAAUUCUAUAAUUUCAAUAAUUCGUGACAAAGUAAAUGAGAAUUUUGGUGAACACGUUUUGUAUAGAUUACAAAAUUUAGCAUUAUUAGAAUAUUUACAUGAAAAUAAUAUUUUUGUUAUACGAGUUGAUAGAGAUAUUUGUAAAUUUAUACUGUUUAGUUUGGUAUCAGUUGGGCAAAUUAAUGGAAUGAAAGUUAAUUUUAAAAUUUUAUUUGUAUCUGGGAUAUAUAAAAAAUUACUAAAAAGAUUAAGAGAUAGUAUCUCUAAACCUGAAAAUAAAAAUAUAUGUUAA